Hypanus sabinus (Atlantic stingray) is the source of this 3763-nucleotide messenger RNA. RefSeq names its product importin 4 (gene ipo4). The transcript is spliced from 31 exons. Lineage: Eukaryota; Metazoa; Chordata; Chondrichthyes; Myliobatiformes; Dasyatidae. The coding region runs from base 158 to 3391 and encodes 1077 amino acids. Gene Ontology annotation, molecular function: nuclear import signal receptor activity; small GTPase binding. Gene Ontology annotation, cellular component: nucleus; cytoplasm. The record is from RefSeq and is a predicted model, not a curated record. Gene Ontology annotation, biological process: protein import into nucleus.
CGGCAACUCUUGCGGACGGUGGAGGUGGCGCUGCCAGUCGGAAGCACGUUGCCGGCGAGGGAGGCCGCGCGGCACUGGGCACCGGGGAGGGUAAAGCAGGGGGACAGCGGAGAAGGAGGCGAGGGGCGGCUGUGGCGACCGAGGCGACGGAGCGGCGAUGGCCGAGGUGCUGGAGAAGAUCCUGAACAAUCUGCUGGAGCCCGACACGGCGCUCAUCCAGCAGGCCACAGCUCAACUGAAGGAUGCAUUUAAGGAUCCAUCAGUGGUCCCUGCUCUCUGCACAAUCCUCAUAAGUGCACCAAGCCCUCAGAUCCGCCAGUUUGCCGCAGUACUCGUGAGGAGAAGAGUUGCUAAACACUGGAAGAAGCUCUCAAUUGAUCUAAAGGAGAAUUUGAAGCCGGUGGUUUUGCAGUCUCUCCAGCAGGAACAUGAGCACAAGGUUCGGCACGCAGUGGCUCAGUUGGCUGCAAUUAUCGUCAAGCAUGAAACGCCAGAGAAAUGGCCACAACUACUUCAGUUUAUAACUCAGUGGACUAAGAGCGGCGUUCCAGCAGAGAGAAAGGUUGGGAUGCUACUGCUGAGCACCGUGGUUGAUAUCAGCACCGAGUCCUUCAAGCGUCACUUCCGCGAGCUGAUGCGGCUCUUCCACCAGACCCUGGAGGAUCAUGACAACCCACUGGUUGUCUUCUACACCAUUCAGACCCUAACCACGGUGGUGUCGUACAUGGGGACCGAUGAGAUGAACAUGAUGCGUCCCAUGAUCCCAAAGCUGUUGAUUGCCAUUCAAAUCCUCAUACAGCACAAUCAGGAUCAGGCCAGUGAGGCUAUGGAGGUCUUCAAUGAGCUGAUGGAGAGUGAAGUAUCAAUCAUCGUGCCAUAUCUGUCCCAGAUCGUCCAUUUUUGCCUGGAGAUUGCAGCAAACCCAGUGCUGGGGGACAACCUCCGGGUAAAGGCCCUGUCGUGUGUGAGCUUCCUCAUCAAGCUGAAGGCAAAGGCGAUCAUGAAGCAGAAGCUGCUGCCCAGUAUCCUGAAUGUGCUAUAUCCCAUCAUGUGUGCAGCCCCGCCAGAGGGUGAAAUGGAUCCCGAGGACCUGGACCUAGAUGAUGAUAUUGAGGAUGAGGUGGAAGCUCAGACCCCAAAGCACUUUUCAACACAGGUGAUCGAUAUGCUGGCUCUACACUUGCCUCCAGAGAAGCUUUUCUCCCAUCUGACCCCAUUGAUGGAACCAGCGCUGAGGAGUGAGAAUCCGUACGAGAGGAAGGCGGGUCUGAUGAGUAUGGCGGUGUUGGCAGAGGGCUGUGCAGACCACAUCCGCCAGAAACACCUACAUCCCAUGUUGCAAUGCAUGUGUCAGGCCCUUGCAGACCAGAGCCAGGUGGUCCGAAACGCAGCACUCUUUGCCCUGGGACAGUUCUCCGAGUUCCUGCAGCCGGAUAUCAGUAAAUACUCUGAAGAGAUCAUGCCUCUCCUCCUCAACUACCUCAGCACCAUUGACAAUUCAAAGGGCGGCCACCUCACCAAGGCCUAUUACGCACUGGAAAACUUUGUGGAGAAUCUGGGGAAGAAGAUUGAGCCAUAUUUGCCCACACUGAUGGACAGGAUGCUGAUGGCCCUGUGCUCGAGCAGCAGCAGCCGGGUGAAGGAAUUGGCCAUAAGUGCCAUUGGUGCAAUUGCCAGCGCUGCCAAGGAAGCACUGCUCCCAUACUUCCAGGCGGUCAUUGUCCAGCUGAAAGGAUAUUUGAUCAACACCAGCGAGGAGCUACGCCAGGUCCAAAUCCAGUCACUGGAAACUUUGGGGGUUCUUGCACGGACCAUUGGGAAGGAUGUCUUCUUGCCCCUUUCAGAAGAAUGCUGCCAGCUUGGCCUGAAUCUCAUUGACCAUGUGGAUGAUCCUGACCUGCGGCGGUGCACGUACAGUCUGUUUGCCGCCCUCUCAUUGGUAAUGGGUCCAAGCAUGGCCCCUCACUUGGAGAAGAUGACGACAGUGAUGUUACUCUCCAUCAAAUCCACUGAAGGGGUUACGGCCCAUUAUGAUAUUAACAGCAAAACAUUCCUGCUGCUGGACGACGACCUUGAUGAGGAUGAGCCUAUCACAGAGGAGGAGGACGAGGACGAUGCUGACAUCACUGGUUUCAGCGUGGAGAACGCCUACCUUGAUGAAAAGGAGGACGCCUGUGAUGCCCUGGGAGAAAUUGCAGUCAACACUGGGGUUGCCUUUAUGCCAUAUAUGGAGUCAUGCUUUGAAGAAAUCUUCCGAAUCACUGAUUAUCCACAUGUCAACGUCAGGAAAUCUGCUUACGAAGCCGUUGGCCAGUUCUGCUGCGCCCUUUACAAAGUCGCGCAGGAAAAUCCAACUGACCAAAACUUGGAAGGUUUCCAGAAGUUACUAUCUAUGGUAUUUCCAAGCUACCUGAAAACCAUCCACGAGGAGAAGGACCGGCUGGUGGUCAUGACAAUCUUAGAAUCCAUGAACAACGUGCUGAAAAACUGCAAAGGGGAUGUGCUGAAGGAGCCAGGCCGCUUGGACGAAAUCUGCAAAGCCAUCAAGAAUGUACUGCAGAAAAAGACAACCUGCCAAGAUCCAGAAAAUGAAGAGACAGAGUCUGAUGAAGAGCAGGAGGCAGAGUACGACUCCAUCCUGCUGGAGUACGCAGGAGAGGGCAUUCCCCUACUGGCCACUGCAGUGGGAGGGCAGAUCUUCGCCCCAUACUUUGCUGGAUUCCUGCCCCUACUGCUAUGUAAAACGAAACCAAGCUGCACCGUGGCCGAGAAAUCCUUUGCCAUCGGGUCAAUUGCUGAGACGGUUCAGGCCUUGGGGCCAGCUACAGUGCAGUUUGUACCCCGUUUGCUGCCAGUGCUUCAGGCUGGAGCCCGCGACACGGACGAGGAGGUGCGCAGCAAUUCUGUCUUCGGCAUUGGAGUGCUCGCUGAGCAAGCAAAGGAAGCUAUAUUUGAACACUACCCUUCUCUGCUGGGGAUCCUGUCAUCCACCAUUGCCCGAGAACAGAACCAGCGAGUGGUGGACAAUGUUUGUGGAGCCGUAUCCCGAAUGAUGAUGACCAACCUGGCAGGUGUGCCUGUGGAACAGGUGUUUCCCGUCCUGGUUCGAUCUCUGCCGCUGAAAGAAGACCUUGAAGAAAAUGUUACAGUCUUUAACUGCAUCGCCUUCAUGUACAAAAGCAACUCCAGUCAGGUUAUUCGACAUUUGCAGCAGUUACUGACUGUUUUUGCUGAAGUGAUUGGUACAGACCAGCUCAAAGAAGAAAGUCAGAACACCUUGGUGAUGCUGUUGAAGGAUAUAUCCCAAUGCUUCCCCCAGGAACUUCAGAAUGCACUGAUGGCAAUUCCUCAAGAGGCUGCCAAGAAGCUCUCUUGUGUCCUGUCUUCCUGAGUUUGCUGCUGUUAGGACUGACCUGAGGAUGAACAAGCCCAGUAUUUCUCUGCAGCCAAAACACUACAUUGUCACUGAGUAAUCCACUCUGGUGAACCAACAUGAGGAGUGGAACUAUUUGGACCUCACAUGGAAAGCAUGAAGGAAAUUGGUUGAUGCUCCUUUUGGGGAGGUUUUGAACAGACUUUUAACAGUUCCAAAAAACAAGUUGCCAAAGAUUCUUGGUCUUUUUUUUUAAACCCCUGCUGCUAAAAAGGGGUGAUUUAUUUGUUUUCCUGCCAAGGAAGUGUUUCAAGACCAACUUUGUGGAAUGAAAUUUUCGUGGUUGUGAAAAUUUUCUUGAAUUCCAAUAAAUAAAAGCCAAGAAAAGAA